AAAUCCAUUCAAUCGACAAAUCAUCCAAUCAACGCUCACGAUUCGCCCCAUAGCUUUGUCUAUGUAGCCUGUAUACUGUAGCGUGGGUUAUCAUUGCGGCAUUUUCCAGCUUGGGUAUAGAAAUAUUUCAAAUCAAUAUUAAAUCAAGAUGGGAAGGAAAGACGGAAAGCCACGUGGACGUAUGUCAUCUUAUGCCUUCUUUGUGCAGAGUUUUAGAGAGGAACACAAGAAAAAAAAUCCAACAGAAAAAGUUGUGUUUGCCGAAUUCACCAAAAAGUGUGCAGAAAAAUGGAGGGAAAUAAGUGCCAAGGAAAAGAGGAAAUAUGAAGAAAUGGCAGAGAAAGACAAAGCUAGAUAUGAGGGAGAAAUGCAAAAUUACGAACCAGGGCCAGGAGAGAAGGUUGGAAGAAAGAAGAGAGAUAAAGAUCCUAAUGCACCAAAGAGAGCUCUUUCUGCAUUCUUUUUCUUCUGUAACGAAGAAAGACCAAAAGUAAGGAAAGAUCAUGGUGAUUGGUCAGUAGCACUGGUAGCCAAGGAGAUGGGAAAACGAUGGGAGAAAGUAACAAACAGAUCAAAAUAUGAACAACAGGCAGCUGCAGAUAAAGUCAGAUAUGAGCAGGCAAUGGCAAAAUACAGGGGAGGUGGUGCAUCUCCAGCAAAGAAACCUGCAGGACCCCCAGCAAAGAAACCCAAGCCAGAGAGUGAAGAAGAGGAAGAUGAUGACGAUGAAGAAGAGGAGGAUGAUGAAGAUGAUGAUGAAUAAACACUGGAGAUUCUGUAUCAUGAACAAUUGGGGGGUAUCCUGGAUCAAGAAAUGUACAAUUUCCGUUAUGUAUAGUUGAUCAUUUGUAUAUAUUGUUCAUCUUAGAUGAUUGUAUAUUUAUCAUUGUACAUAAAAUCAUUAUUUUAUUCAUCCCAUCUAAGGGGAAACAAUGCUGUCAUCUUACUUCAGAACAAAAUUUAAAUAGUUUUCAUGGUAUUGUAAAUUAUUUAUACAUUUUCAUGAUGAAUUUAAUAUUUACCUGUGUACAAUUUUUUAAGUUUCAUCUGCUUCACAGACUUGCAAGCUAACAGCUACAACAUUUUCUUUUCACUAUGAAGCAAUGUAAAAGAAAUGACUGAAAGUGCUGUAUUUUUCAUCACCAUUUUUGUUUUAAUCAUGAAAUGUCAAUGAAUGUCAUGUUUAAAUAGAUUUUAUAAUAAAACAUAUUUUAACUUG
Molecule: messenger RNA, 1219 nt
Organism: Mytilus californianus (California mussel)
Lineage: Eukaryota; Metazoa; Mollusca; Bivalvia; Mytilida; Mytilidae
Product: high mobility group protein B2-like
Exons: 5
Coding region: 149-763 (204 amino acids)
Biological process (GO): regulation of transcription by RNA polymerase II
Molecular function (GO): DNA binding, bending
Source: RefSeq, a predicted model, not a curated record